Molecule: messenger RNA, 291 nt
Organism: Cercopithifilaria johnstoni
Lineage: Eukaryota; Metazoa; Nematoda; Chromadorea; Rhabditida; Onchocercidae
Source: the annotation of a GenBank genome assembly
AUGAACGUGAAAAUAGCACCACUGGAUCAACGUUUCGUUGUUCACAAGUUGCGGGGUCACGGUGCCUAUAGUUCACUUUAUGCCAGUAAUUCCGUUGUAUAUUGUCUACCAUAUUGCCUUUUAUCCAUAAGAAAACAUGAUACACUACAGAAUCCGGAAGAAGCUUCUUCUAUUAAUGGAUACAACAGACAGGUGUACACAUGGGUUACUCCAAAGGGACGUGAAUGGAAUGGAAGCGGACAGUUGAGAAAUUGGAAAGGACAACAAUUAUGUCAAGGUCUCAUUUGUUGA